AUGUCUAUCCAGCUAGGUACGGGCGGGAUCUCGCUGGGGUGGGCGUCUACGAUGGAGGAGAAAUUGAAACUCGUCGAAGCCGAAUCGGUGAAGAGGUUCGCCUUUUUCGGUGUUGCCGUCUCAACUGUGGCCACCCUAACAGCCAUUGUGGCCGUACCUAUGCUCUGCAUGUACAUGCAGAAUGUACAAUCUGGUCUCCAAGACGAGAUCAAUUUCUGCCGAACUCGUGCUGAAGGACUUCGGGGAGAGUACACAAAGAUCGAAUCGUUCCGCAAGGUCGAGGCUCGUGAGAAGAGGCAGACCUACCAAUGCUGCUCUUGCGGCAUGGGACCUGCUGGACCUGUAGGAAACCCAGGACAGGAUGGAGCUCCAGGAAAUGAUGGACGACCAGGAGCCCCAGGAGCACCAGGACCCGAUGCUCCCAACGAUCACGUUAUACCUCGCCCUGAAGACUUCUGCUUCGAGUGCCCACCCGGCCCCGCUGGAUCCCCAGGACAGCCUGGACCCAAAGGACCCCCAGGAAACAAUGGAGCGCCAGGAGAGCCAGGACCCAACGGCCGACCAGGUGCUCCAGGUGCCCCCGGACCUCAAGGACCACCCGGCCAACCCGGCAACGACGGACAA
Strongylus vulgaris is the source of this 624-nucleotide messenger RNA. NCBI's taxonomy places the organism in Eukaryota, Metazoa, Nematoda, Chromadorea, Rhabditida, Strongylidae. The record is from the annotation of a GenBank genome assembly.